Molecule: messenger RNA, 2030 nt
Organism: Oreochromis niloticus (Nile tilapia)
Lineage: Eukaryota; Metazoa; Chordata; Actinopteri; Cichliformes; Cichlidae
Gene: tmem88a
Product: transmembrane protein 88 a
Exons: 3
Coding region: 525-1121 (198 amino acids)
Cellular component (GO): plasma membrane
Molecular function (GO): PDZ domain binding
Source: RefSeq, a predicted model, not a curated record
CCUAACAAACCUAACAUCAGCCUUUAACACAGCCCAGCCUUCUUUCUGUCCAUUGGACGCAACACAGGAUACAGGCUCACACAUUGGCUUGGAUCUCAAAACUCGAGUCAGAGUGAAAAUCUUAAAAAGGGAAGGAAAAGCAUGUCAGGGAAGGAAGCGCUGAAGCCCGUAGGAAAGCACAAUUUGCCACCAGCCUGUAGAGCUUUUUUCUGGCCGCUUCUGUGACAGCUCUAAAGUCCAAACUGCUGACAGAUUCCUGAUUCUUCUUCUUCUUCUUCUUCUUCUUCUUAUUAUUAUUAUUAUUAUUAUUAGUUUGUACAAUUAGCCCUGAGCACAGAAGAAGAUUUAGCCGAGGGGUAGAAACUCCACCUCUACUUGGAUAUACGUUCGAAAUCUGGAUUUUUAGUCGGAGAAGACGCACAUCAGGAGGAAAUUCUUGAAAUUCUCUUCAUCUGCUGCUGCCACUACUGAGCUACACCGGGGAAGGUCAUCAGGUUUAUAACGCAAAACAGACCACAAAGAAGAUGAGCCUCUCACGGAACGGGACGCUGGAGAAAACGAUGUCUGAGCAGGCCCGCUCCGAAGCACGGUUCUCCUCCAGAUCGGGGUCAGGGGUCGUGGUGCCGCCGCCUUACUAUCACAGAGGGAGCGAAGCCGCUGACCCCCCUGUGGAGUUGAGGGGCUCUCUGGACUGCUGGGCGUGCUCCGUGCUGGUCACUGCACAGAAUAUGAUCAUCGCUCUGAUCAAUUUUAGUCUGGCGAGCAUCUUGUUCGGCAUCAUCCUCACCCCUGCGCUGACCAUGAUCAUAUUCGGCUUUCUCUGCCACUCCACAGUGCAGCCCCAUGGAACAUCCCUGUACUGUUCAGAGCUGCUGGACGACACAGCCUGCAUAGCCCUGCUGGUGGUGGGCUUUCUGCUGCUCACCCCUCUGCUGGUCUUGGCGCUGGCGGCCUACUGCCGUCUGGCCCGACACCUCCAGCUGGGCCUGUGCUUCAUCCCCUACAGCCGGGCUGUGUACAAGAACCUGCCCACCCAACGCAAUCAGAAGCAAGGUCCGGGGAGCUGCUUUAGUCAACAGGAUGCAAUGGAGAGACAGGGGAAGGGUAGCAUCUGGGUGUAGAUGAGAGGAGUGGAGAGGAGGAUUGUAUAUGGUUAUAUUAUCAAGUUGCCUGCUUUAUAACGAAAUCUACUUUUAUAUGUCCUUUUUCUGUAGCCAUUGUAAAAAUCCAUCACAUUUAAUCAUUCAUAUUCAUUGUUUAAGAGUCACAAUUGCUUUUUGAUUACAGUUUCAAUGUAUUUAAUUUUUUUACAUUUUUCUUUUCUUUUCCUUUAUACAGUAAAGGUUUUUUUGUACAAUAAAGUGUCACUCAGCUUUUUCUUUUUUUUUACAGAGAAAAAAACCUGCCCCUGAUAGCUCAGUUAACUCAGUGACAUAUACUUUUGGCCAGAUGCAGGAAAAACUCAUGACAUGAGCUACAUAAAAUUUAGUAUGGGCCAGAUGUGGCUCAAAGGGUAUGACCUGAGACUGACUUAGGAUACGGCAAGUGUCUGGGGUCAUAAGUUAGACCUGUGGCUUAGUUGAGGCAGCUAGACUGCAACUCAGCCUCAUUAGUCAAAGCCAAAGGUAGCCCAAAGAAAAUUACAAAUGUGGGCCAAAUGCUGAAUAUGGUGAAGGGGGACAUGCAGAGUGUUGGUGUGGCAGAAGAGGAUGCUAGGGAUGAAACUGAAGAUAGAAUUUAAGAAUGAGGAGAAGACUGGGUAGUGGACAAACUGCCACCAACAACCCACAUAACAAGCUGCUAGAGAGCAAAGAGGGUAUAUGGGGAUGUCAGCUUUUUCACAGGUGAUUGUCUGUUACACUGGACUUCUCACUUGGACAUAAAAAGCCACAUCCCUGCUGUGUCACUGAUGGUAGGAGUACUCUGUUAUUUUUCUUUCUGUUAUUUCUACAACUUGUGAUGCUCUGGUAUAGCCGUGUGAAACACAUUUAUACUAAUAAACUUCAGUAAUAAUUAAAAAAAAGCAAAAG